UCAUGCGCACUAAAUGUUGUUCAUGCGCACUAGAGGGUGUAAAGCCAUAGCUAGCCACCGUACAAUAUGGGGAAGUUUACAGCAUGCAUAAUCUCGUUUUUUGUUAUAGUUAUUUCAGUUUUGAUCGGAGAAAGACUCAUAACAUUGAGGCAUGUGACACUUUCCUCUAGAGAACUAACUCAGAAAUACCUUCCAAACUGUCACCUGAUAGAGGGCAUAGAGUUUGGGGCUGAAGAUAUCACCAUUCUCAAAGACGGAUUAGCCUUUCUGAGUACUGGCUUGAGGUAUCCAGGAUUACCGUCCUAUUCAGAUGAGCCUGGAAAAAUCUAUACUCUUGAUGUUUUGGAUUCUGGGCAGAACAUUCAAGCAUUGAGCAUCAAGGGAGAAUUUGACAAAGACUCUUUUAAUCCACAUGGCCUCAGUGUGUACACAGAUGACAGAGAUGGUGCCAUAUAUGUAUUGGUUGUUAAUCAUCCUGAAGGCAAAAGUCAGGUGGAGAUUUUCAGAUUUGUUGAAGAGGAGAACUCUCUUCAGUACAUUAAAACCAUUAAACAUUAUCUCCUGAAGAAUGUGAAUGACAUUGUAGCGGUGGGUCCUGAGAGCUUUUAUGCCACCAACGAUCAUUACUUCCUUAAUGGCAUUGUCAAGUUUCUGGAGCCUGUUUUGACUUUGGAGUGGUGUGAUGUCAUCUACUACAGUCCUGAAACAGUGCAGUCUGUAGCAGGGGGCUUCUCUUCUGCCAACGGGAUAAAUAUCUCCCCUGACAAAAGGCAUCUAUAUGUGUCAGAUAUUCUGAACCAUAAAAUUGUUGUCUUGGAAAUAAAGAAAAACACCAUAUUGUCACGUUUAAAGGAGGUUGAUGUAGGAUCACUGUGUGACAACAUUGAGGUGGACCAUGAAACUGGGGAUCUCUGGUUGGGCUGCCACCCAAAUGGUCUCAAAUUUCUUCUUUCUGAUCCGAAUGAUCCACCUGGCUCUGAGGUCAUCAGGAUUAAGGACAUCCUCUCCAAAAAGUCUCGGGUGACUCAGGUAUAUGCAGAUGAUGGCAGUGUGAUCAUUGGUUCUUCCGUGGCGACCCGGUACGGGAAAAAACUACUUAUUGGAACAGUUUAUCAGAAGGCUAUGAUCUGUGACUUCAAGUAGGAUAUGUACUUGACUCUGAGAUGAAUAAAUAAAGGUUGAAUGAAUAAAACUUA
Molecule: messenger RNA, 1196 nt
Organism: Triplophysa dalaica
Lineage: Eukaryota; Metazoa; Chordata; Actinopteri; Cypriniformes; Nemacheilidae
Product: serum paraoxonase/arylesterase 2-like
Exons: 9
Coding region: 67-1143 (358 amino acids)
Molecular function (GO): arylesterase activity
Source: RefSeq, a predicted model, not a curated record